AUGGGCUCUUCGUCAAGACUACUCUCUUUCUUCUUCUAUGGCUUCCUUAUACAUCUUGUUAAUCCCACCAUUGCGCAGCGAAAUCCCUACGUGCUCCACGAGUGUUCUACAAAUGGUAAUGUUAGCAGUAACAGUGCCUACAGGGCAAACCUCAACAGCCUUCUUUCCAACUUCUCUUCUAAAAGCCAAAUCGAUAAUGGGUUCUACAAUUACUCUGCCGGAGAGAACAACGACAAAGUUAACGCAAUCGCACUCUGCAGAGGAGACCUCACGGCAACUGACUGCCGGAGUUGUGUCAAUAUGUCUGCUCACGAGCUCUUAGUGUUAUGUCCGAACGAGAAGGAGGGCAUCAUAUGGUAUAAGAACUGCACAGUGCGAUACUCGAACAACUCCAUAUUUGGUGUUAUGGAAAUUGAGCCUAUGAAAGCUCUAACGAGCUCAACAGAAGUCUCGGACGCGAGUGGGACGUUCAAACAAGUGCUUAAGGGCUUGCUGGAUGGCCUAAGAAGUAAAGCUGCAUCUGGUGAUUCCCUUCGAAAGCUUGCGAUUGGAGCUGCCAACUCCACAUACUUCAAUCUAUAUGCACUUUUGCAGUGCACUACUGACUUGGCUGAACAAGAAUGCAGCAGUUGCCUAAAUCAGACUAUCGAAUAUCUUCCAGAAUGUUGUGAUGACAGGGCAGGAGCAAGAGUUCUUACACCCAGCUGUAACUUAAGGUAUGAGGACUACAGAUUCUAUGACAAUACGACCGAUGAACUGCCACCAUCAUCCUAUCUUCCUCCUCCUCCUGCUGCUGCUGAAGGAAAGAAGAGUAACUCAUCUCAAACUAUCAUUAUUGUUGUGGCGGUUGUUGUUUUUGUGGUCUUAAUAAUCUGCACCUACGUCUUUUUCUAUUUAAGAGUGAAAAAGCGAAGGAAGAAAGUUGAAACUGUGGAUGGAAUUGUUAGUGAUGAAUCAUUGCAAUUCGACUUUGCUACCAUUAGAGUUGCUACAGAGAAUUUUUCAAAAGAAAAUAAGCUUGGGCAAGGUGGAUUUGGUGCGGUUUACAAGGGUAUGCUCUUGAAUGGACAAGAAAUAGCAGUGAAAAGGUUGUCUAGUGGUUCCGGACAAGGUGAUCAAGAAUUUAAGAAUGAGGUCUUGCUAGUGGCUAAGCUUCAACACCGUAAUUUAGUUAGGCUCUUAGGUUUUUGCUUGGAAGGAAACGAAAGGCUUCUCAUCUAUGAGCUCAUGCCUAAUGCAAGCCUUGAUCGCUUUCUAUUUGAUCCAAUCAAACGUUUGCAUUUGGAUUGGGAGACGCGUUACAAAAUCAUAGAUGGCAUUGCUCGAGGGCUUCUUUAUCUUCACGAAGAUUCUCAAUUUCGUAUUAUUCAUCGUGAUCUCAAAACUAGUAACAUUCUACUAGAUUCAGAAAUGAAUCCCAAAAUUGCAGAUUUUGGUAUGGCGAGAUUGUUUGUACUAGAUCAAACUCAUGCAAAUACAAGAAGAAUCGUUGGAACUUAUGGCUAUAUGUCUCCAGAAUAUGCAAUGCACGGACACUUCUCAGUAAAAACUGAUGUCUUUAGUUUCGGUGUAUUAAUUCUGGAGAUGGUGUCUGGGCAGAAAAAUAGUUAUUUCCUCAUAGGGGAAAAUUUAGAAGAUCUUCUUAGCUAUGCAUGGCAAAAUUGGAGGGAAGGAACAGCAUCCAACCUUAUCGAUCCCACAUUGAGAUCUAGCUCAACAUCUGAAAUAAUGCGAUGCAUCCACAUAGGGUUGCUAUGUGUUCAAGAAAAUGUAGCUGAUAGACCGACUAUGGCUUCAAUUGUUCUCAUGUUUAACAGUAACUCUAUCACUUUAUCGGUGCCUUCUCGGCCUGCAUUUUUUAUGCACACCACCGUCGAAUCAGAUGUGUCAUCAGACCAAUCCUUCCAAGCGUCAACAAAUGAGGCUACGAUCAGUGAGUUAUAUCCUCGAUAGUGUUUGAUGGAAGUAACAAGAAUUCUUCAUUCAAGUCUUUGGAAAGGCCAUGUAAUUUCA
This is a messenger RNA of Corylus avellana, 2013 nucleotides long. NCBI's taxonomy places the organism in Eukaryota, Viridiplantae, Streptophyta, Magnoliopsida, Fagales, Betulaceae. The record is from RefSeq and is a predicted model, not a curated record.